GGAAGAUCGGGGCCCCGCCAUCGCGUCGUCCACAGACGAAACAUCCGAGGCUAUUCUGCGACCUUUCACGCAAGCCCGCUGAACAGGAUGGAGGGUGACUUCGCAACGAGUGCAGCCAGCCCCGAAGUGGCGACCCUCCCCUUGGCGCCUCCGUUUGACCUCGACGAUACCCCCGUUCCCCUCGACGAGCCCAUACCCAUCCUCCUCAUCGAAGAUGAACAGGAACAAGCCGAGCAAGAGGGAGCCCAUUCUGCAAAGGCCGACGCCAAGACGAACGAGGCCCUGGCUCGUGCGGCCUCUGAUGCGCUGCUCCACCGGCCCCUCACAGCUGCCGCCGCGGCGCAUGCUUCUGCUCUGGCCAACGUGCCAUCCCGAAAGGGCACCUCUCAUUCAGAGGAGCAGAGGAGCGACCGCCUGUCCAAGAUCUCGUCUUCGGACUCCCGCGUGCCGUCCAAGGGAGGUCAGCGCAGGAACCGCAAGAGCCUCAUCCUGCGUGUGACGCCGACCAACAUUGCUGGUGCGAUGAGUGCGUUCUUCGACGGGGGGUGCGUCAACUCGCCCACACUCGAGUAUGCCAGGUCGACGAAGGCUGUGGGGCGGGAUUUCCAGAAGCACCGCGUCAAGAGUGUCGACCCUUUCCUGUACGACAUCGCCGUGAGGAUUCUGGACCAAGUCAAAGUGGGUGUGGUUGAAAUUUGGGGAGGCGAAGAGGAUAAAUAGAGAAGACUGUCUGUGUAUGACGUGUGUCUUGUGUGUCUUUGCCAGGGCACCUAUGGCAACACGAGGGCGUAUUUGUCCGCAUUGUAUGGCGAGGAGCAGGCCAAGCCUGAACAGAUGCGGGAGCAGGUCAUCCAGUACAUCGCCGCCCUAGGUAACCGCAUAGAGACAAAGACACACACACACCAGGUGACCUCCAUCUCUCCCUGUUGUGUGCGUUAAUCCAGCGUUGAAGACGAGGGUCAAGGUGGUGUUGGCCAAGAGUCUGCUGUCCGUCGCCAAUAUCUUCAAGGCGUCGCCAGAGGACCCUUUCAUCCUCUACCUGCAGAACGCCCCCCUGGCCAAAGGGAUGGUGCUGCCCGUGUGCGACCACGAGAUCGGCACGCACCUGCUGCGAAUGAUGAACGAGGAGAGGCAGUGCUGGCACCGAAAUCGACACAAGUGAGUGUGAGUGGUAACACAGACAGAUAUCGAGGAUUGAGGGCGGGAGUAGAGAUGGCUGUGUGGUGGACUGAUGUGCAGGUAUGACCUGAGGAACCAUUUGACGACCGAGGAGGGCCUGGCGGCUCUCAACUCGCUACUGUCUCUGCCCAUUCUGCUGCUCUGGUCGCCAGCACUGAGAUACUACGCCACAGCCAAGGUCACAGGGAGAGACACAAUGAAGCCAUGCAUGGGAAGCUUCCGUAUCCCUGUCUAUGCUGUCCAAAGGCUACUGAGUUGGGUUUCGCUGAGUUGUUUCAUGACCUUGAAAAGUACCUGGAGGAUCCGCAGAAACGAUUCCGAUUGUGCAUCAGGUGCCUGCCUUUCAGAGGACCUGAUGGCAGGACAAGAAUACUUGCAUCCUUUUUGUCUCACUCGUCAGAGUGAAGAGGGGCCUGAUCGACACCGCACAGGCAGGAUCAUUCGACCUCGACCAGGUACAAACGCGGUGUGCUCGGAGAUUGUGUCUCAGCUCACUGGCCGCGUAUGUGUUCGUGUGUUUGUGUGUUUGUGUGUUUGUGUAGACGUACUUGAAUGGUGCUGUGCAGUUGCUGAUGCACCGCCAUGAGAUCGACUUCCCCCUCCUCUACUCGGGGCAGCUGGACCUCAACGACCUGCCCAGGGUAGGGCAAUGGAGGCAAAGAUGCGGGCGUGUAGUGCCCAAGAGGAUGGCCUUUGUGUGUUGUGCUGCGUGUGUUAGGCCAAGCGGAUGGCUCGUCGUGACUGUCUCAAGCUGCCAUCCUUCCUGAAAUCGCCCAAACAGGUGUGGUGCUGCUACCUUACCUUUCACACCAACAUACAGAAAGACGUCUAUGUCCUUGUGACUUCUGGUGGUUGGUGCAGGUGUGGACGUAUCGCCGUUUUCUGGACAAGGUAGCUGAGGCCAACCACAUCCCCGACCCCAUGGCGCCACUGUUCAGACCGCCUCUGUUCAACGGCAGGGACUAUGCCACAGCAAACGGGGUACCUACCGUACACAAAUCGAUCAAAUCAAUACACUCCCGUCGUGUCUCAUCGUCUCAUCUAUCUAUUUGACUUGCUUGAACCCUUCCCUCAUUCAGUCGACCUUGUUCAAGCUCCGCAAGCCGUCAUCCACGGACCACAUGGCAGCCUACUACCAGAGGGUCGCUCCCCGCCUGGUCGCCUCAUCCACCGUCUCCAACCUCACCGACCUCACACGGAUCGCACGGGCCGCCACCAGCCCCCCAGGGGCGCACCACACCUACGUCAUGUACCGUACCACCACACCGGACACCAACGCCACAACCACCUGCAGCAACAAUACUGGAGCUGCAGGCGUGAUGGCCCCUCUGAAGCUGCCCAAAUCGGCCACUGCUGCCAAGCACGCUGCUGCCGCGAGCAAGCCCGCGACCACCAGGCCACCGAAGGACGCGAAGCAUGACAAGAGGAAGGAGGUAGACACGAGGAUAAGGCGGUCCAACUCCACUGCCGCAGUGAUGGCCAGCCCGCUCAACAAAAGCACCACCAGACGGCGGCAUCAUGACGCAAUGAAUCAGAAGAGGAAGGAGGCUGCACCGGAGGGCGAGACGGACAACGACAAGAAGGAGGAGGAGGCAUCAGCGGAAGACAAGGCUGCCGAGAGGAUCGUGUACGGCACUGCUGCUGAAGAGCCGCACAAACCUGACGCAGAGAAACCCAUGGACGAGACACCGCAGCAGCGGCAGCAGCAGCAGCAGCAGGAGUUCACGGAACAGCCGACGAAGGACGAUAGUAGAGCCGAGCUGGCAGAGACACAGGACAGAGCCAGCCCUACUGACAAAGUGAAGAGCCCCAGACCGCCCCCUCCUGCUGCUGCGUCCCCGCGCCACAGCCCACACCUCGGCAGGAAGAAAGUCAAUCGUGGCGCUAGUGGCACCCAUCCCCAUCCCCACCCCCCCCCUCGCUCACCCAACCAACAACCAGCCAAACAGUUCGCCUCCCGGCUGACCCGGCGGGCCACCACAGGCAGCCUCAACACCAAGACCACCAAAGUCAAAAGAAGAAAGAAGGCUGACGCGCCCAAGCGAAAGAGGAGCUCGGCCGAUAACAAUGUGGGUGUGCACAAGGCCAAGAGAGUGGUGCGCAAGCGGAAGGGCACGGCAGACAGGCGGGGGAGGGACGGGGGAGAGGGAGAAGCGGAGGGGGAGGCGGAUGACUUCGUGGGGGUUGAUGAGGGUGAGGGUGAGGGCGAGGGUGAGAGUGUGUGUUCUGCGGUGUACACUGGCCCCGACGCUGCCUCGUGGCAGCUGCCGAUGGACAUGCCCCUGCCGCUGGCAAAGACCUCGGCAGAGUGAAUGAAUGAAUGGGUCUCGUGUGCUGUGCUGUUUUGCGUGGCUGUGCAUGUGUGUGGUGUGAUUGAUUGAGGGAGAGGGCUCUGUGUGUG
Vitrella brassicaformis is the source of this 3580-nucleotide messenger RNA. The record is from the annotation of a GenBank genome assembly. Lineage: Eukaryota; Vitrellaceae.